UCGCCAGCUCCAGCUCCAGCUCUAGCAUGCAAGACGUCGACGCCGCCACCGAGCCGUACGAGGCCGCGCGCAACCUCCUCGCGGGGACGAAGCGCUACACCUACGUCAGCCAGGAGCUGCUCGCAGCCGGCUACGUCCCGAGCCUCCCAGUCGCCCGGUUUCGACUCGCACUCGAACCACUGCUGCAUCAGCGACCCCGUCGUCUCGAUGCUGCAGCGCUACCCGUCGGGCGGUCGGGCGUCGUCCCUGCUCAAAAUGUGCAGAAGGACCACGGCGCGUCGAUCGCGUCCAUGCGGCGGGACGCUCAUCCUGCGUCGAUCGAAGCUGCCUUAAUCGUCCACUUCGAGACGUACGGGCUUGCACCCGUGCUCUCGCACAUCGCUGUCGGCAGCGCCUCGUCGACACCUCUCUUGACACCGACAGUUCCGACGAAGUGCAGCUUUGGGACGCUCCUCGUCGUCUUGCCGACGCAUCAUCAUGGCGGCCAAGUGACGGCCACGUACAUGGGCUUCUCGAAAGCGCUGGUCACGGAUGCGACAAGCGCCACGUACGCGGUGGUGCACCGCGGCGCCUCCUUGUCAGUCACGCCCGUCAAGAUCGGGCACGUGGUCAUUGCCGUCUUUGACUCGUUGACCAGCGCCCGCCGCGCAACGAGCCCCCUCUCUCGCGCGCCGCCUUCGGUCGUCCAUGACAUGAUCGGCUUCGCGGUCCAUGCCGGCGCUGCUCUCGAAUAUCUUUGCCUUCCGCACCACCUUUCUCAAGAUACGGCGUUCCUGGCGGCGCAAUUCGAGUCCAAGGCCUUUGAUGUUGCCGCUGUGCUCGUGUACCCGCGCCUCGGCAACACCGGCGCGUCUUCUUUCCAAAUUCUUCGUGGAACGAUGCACCCGGCGCUGGGGCUCGAGCCCAACGUGAUAGCGCACCUUGUGUACCGAAAGGUGCCGGUCUUCCUCCGCAACCUCGCUCAAGAGCCGAGUGACACGGAGCCGAAGAACAUGCUUGGUGGCGCUUCGUACACGUGCAACGAGUAUGAUUGCCCGGGGAUCUUCUUCUCGGCCGACCUUGGUCGCCAAGUGAACGGCUUUGGCGACAUUGGCCUCGUCAAGCGCUUCUGGGCCAAGCGCGCGACCGUGGUUUGCAUGAAUCACCUCCAUCUCUUCGCGUCGACGAUCCAGCGUGCGUUCGAGCUCUUUGGCGUCGACGCCCUCAUGCCGGCGCUCGAAGCGCUCCUCUCGAGCUGGCAAGUGACGUGGGCCCACUUUGCGAGCAGUGUUCGACUCGUGGCGAGCCUUGUGGGAGUCUCGGGCAAGGCUGAGUAUCUUCCCCAACACGUCGCCACGAUGACACUGGACUACGAGGACUCGAAGGAGCUCAUGCAGGUGGCACUCGCGAACGCCGUGCGCCUCGAGUCGUACCUCUUUGACGAUCCGCUGCACGGCAAGAUGCCCCGGAGCUCAAUAUGCACGUACCAAGAUUGUCUUCCACCCGUGGACUUGGCGCCGACCCAAGUGCCAUGGCUCGACGCGCUCUUGCAGGCCACCACCACGAGCGACGAGAUUGAGCCCUUCGACGUCGACGGCGACAGCGUGGAUACGGGUGACGAGUGCGACGUCCAGGUCGUCGCCAGCCAUGCGGCCAACGUGCUUUGCGCCUUCCACGCCGUGGACGCACUCGACGCGGAGACGCUCACGCGCAUCUUGGUCAUGGCGCGCCGCGCGGCGUCGGAAGCACUCGCUCUCUUCUUGGAUGCGGUGGCGGCGGAUGCGGCGCUACUUCAACCUCGUGCGUCCGCGUUUGACCCUCUGCGUGCUUUGAUUUUGCACCGGGACAACGACCCGGACCUGCACCGCGCCUUCGAGCAUCGCCUGCAGCAAGCGACGACGCCAUUCGACCGAGAGCUCGCGCUUGACGUCGCAUUUGAGACUGGCAGCGACGACUGCGAGAGCUUUGACAAGUGGCUUCGCUCGCCGACGAUGGUGACGAGGAGCAACCCAUCGCCAGUGUGCGCCACCAUUCGAGUGUUUGCGGCGGCCCACGCACAUGUGCUCGACACGAUCGACAUGCACGACACGGUUGUCGUGACCAAGCGGCUGCCCCAGCACGAGCGCCGUGAUCAAGCUGCGAUCAUGAUGCUUUGGCUCCAGCGCCGCCUCGCCGAAGACGACCACGCGCGCCGCCACGCCAACACCGUUGAUGGCAACACCGUCAACGACGACGACGACGAGCCCGCACCCAAGCGCCUCAAGUCGUCGUAGCUGCUUCCGUCGCAGUCGCUUCUUCCUUCUCGUUUCAGUGUGCAUGUCCAGCCUCGUACAAGUGCGUCGUACCGAUCAAUCUAAGUCAUUUGCCUUG
This is a messenger RNA of Saprolegnia diclina VS20, 2349 nucleotides long. RefSeq lists its product as hypothetical. NCBI's taxonomy places the organism in Eukaryota, Oomycota, Saprolegniomycetes, Saprolegniales, Saprolegniaceae. The transcript has 7 exons. Bases 27 to 2252 code for a protein of 741 amino acids. The record is from RefSeq and is a predicted model, not a curated record.